This is a messenger RNA of Acanthamoeba castellanii str. Neff, 1107 nucleotides long. RefSeq names its product asparaginase/glutaminase. The transcript has 5 exons. Lineage: Eukaryota; Discosea; Longamoebia; Acanthamoebidae. The coding region runs from base 1 to 1107 and encodes 368 amino acids. The record is from RefSeq and is a predicted model, not a curated record.
AUGGAGGACAAGGGCGAGCUGCUGGGGGAUGUGCUGGUGCUUGCGUGCGGCGGUACCAUCGGCCAGCGAGAGGUGGACGGCCGUAUGGUGGUCGUAGUGCCAGCUUCGGACCUGCUGGCCCCGGUUCUUGCCCACGCCUCCAUGUCCGCCCUGUGGACACCGGCAGACUCGGCGGAGCCUGCUGGCGACGGCGCCACGUCAACCGGCGGUGGGCCGCCCAUGGUGGAUGUAUUGAGCGUGGUGGCCCGUAGCGGGGUGUACAUGGGGUGGGACGGGCUGCUGGCUCUUCGAGACGCGGUGGUGACGCACUGCCGCCACUACCGCGCUUUCCUCGUCAUCUGUGGCACCGACAGCAUGGAAGAGGUGGCGUUUGCGUUGGAGCUGCUGAUCGACCCGGCGGCAGACUCGCUGGGCCGACCGGUCGUCGUGACCGGCGCCAUGAAGCCGCACGACGUGCUGGGCUACGACGGCCACGCCAAUCUGCGGGACGCCCUGGCCGUGUGUCUCGACCCCCACGCCCGAGGACUCGGGACGCUGGUGGUGAUGAACGACGCCAUCCACGCGGCGCGCUACGUUCAAAAGCUGGACUCCCAGUUGAUCGGCAGCUUCUCGUCGCUGCCGGCCGGUCCGCUGGGCCAGAUACGCAACGGGCGGCCGCUCCUCUACCACCGCGCCCUCCCGCCCUUCCCGCACCGCCCCGUAGCGGUGGCGGCGGCCUCGAAGGAGCAGAAGCCGUGGCGCCUGCGGGACCGGGUACUGGUGUGGCCCAUCACCCUGGGCUGUGGCGACUUCCUCAUUCCCGACCACCUUCUGCGCACCCUCGACGGGCUGGUGCUGAGCGGCAUGGGCACGGGCACGAUCCCCGAUUCGUACAUCGAACACCUAUCACCCGAGUGGACCAGCAAGUUGGCGAUCGUGAUCGUGUCGCGGUGUCCGCUGGGCCAGAACUACGACGACUUCUACUAUCGGGGCAGCCUCCGCAAGUACACCGACCGCGGCUUCCUCGUGACCGGCUACGAGGACCUCAACCCGCUCCAGGCCCGCCUCAAGCUCAUUGUCGCCCUCUCUCUUUCCUCCAUCACCACCACCGGCCCAGCCUCCGCCUAG